AUGACAAAGGAGGAGAACCUGGAGGUGCAGGAGAAGGAGCGGCACGACUGUGAGGAGCAGGAGGAGGGGCGGGUGGAGGAAGAGGAGGUGGAGGAAGAGGAGGAGGAGGAGCAGGAGGAGGAGCGGGGGGAGGAGGGGGAACCUCCUCUGGACCCGGAACCAGAACCAGAACCCCUGUCCGUGUCCGGGUACCAGAGUCCGGUCCAGGAGCCCCGGCGCCGGGCCGUGGUGCACCCGUCCACCCAGGCCCCCCUGCCCAAGGACUACGUAACACUAUCUAUCUAUCUAUCUAUCUAUCUAUCUAUCUAUCUAUCUAUCUAUCUAUCUAUCUAUCUAUCUAUCUAUCUAUCUAUCUAUCUAUCUAUCUAUCUAUCUAUCUAUCUAUCUAUCUAUCUAUCUAUCUAUCUAUCUAUCCAGACUCUGUGGGGGGGGCUGGAUUCUGUCGACCAGAACAGGACGAUGCACCAAACUCUGAGGGAGGCCCAGUCCCUGCUCCUGAAGAGGACCACGGCAGAACAUGGAGGAAGAGGAGGCAACAUGGCCGCCCUGCUGAUGAAGCACAUCACCACGGAGAAGAGGAAGUUGUACUCCUCCUCCUCCUCCUCCUCCUCCUCCUCUGACAGAGGUCUGAUUGGAGACUCUGACUCUGUUUGUUUUUUCCCUCCUCUUCCUCCAGCUUUCACCUUCUUCGACCCCAACGACCCGGCCUGCCAGGAGAUCCUGAGCGACCCGCGGACUAGCGUGCCCCAGCUGUUCGCCAUCGUGCGCCAGUGGGUGCCCCAGGUGCAGCACAAGAUCGACCUCAUCGGCAACGAGAUCCUGAAGCGCGGUUGCCAUGUCAACGACCGCGACGGCCUGACCGACAUGACGCUGCUGCACUAUAGCUGCGACCCUGCGGCGGCCCUGCGCCUGAGCAGCCGGCUGAUCUCUCUGGGCGCUGACGUGAGUCUGCGCAGCCGCUGGACCAACAUGAACGCGCUUCACUACGCCGCCUACUUCGACGUUCCCGAGCUCAUCCGGGUCCUGCUGAAGGCCGCCAAGCCCAGAGGUAACCCCCAACCCUAA
Molecule: messenger RNA, 1065 nt
Organism: Menidia menidia (Atlantic silverside)
Lineage: Eukaryota; Metazoa; Chordata; Actinopteri; Atheriniformes; Atherinopsidae
Source: the annotation of a GenBank genome assembly